AUGUGUGGUCGCCGAACCACCCGCCCUUCACACCAGGAUAAGCAGAUACUAUUCAAAAUGUCUCGCGGCAGGCGCGGAAACUCACCGUCAUUGUAUGACGGUUUUGACUGGCGAACCGUGCCGUUUCCAGAGGGGAUAGGAGCAGUUAUAUGUCGUCCGAAGUACGAUGAGAACUUCGAUCUCCAAGCAUUUAUGCGUGAAGGUGGUUAUCCUGGAGAGUUUCGUUUACCGAAGGAAGUUUUAGCAGUAAGGAAACAAGCAACACCGGUAUAUUUGAAUGAUUGGCACCUUAGCGUUGUUUAUUAUGAAGGACACAGGGAUUAUCUGGAGUAUCUUGGUAUCCUAGCCGAACCCGAAGAACAAAUUCGUUAUCGCCGAGCGGCAUGCAAAAUUGAAGAAGGAUACGUUGAUGAAUUCCCUCUUGAUAGACGAGCUUCUGGGUAUCCUUAUGGACUGACAGACUACAAGAACAACUAUUUGACGGCAAUGAUGGAAAGACGCCCAACACGAGUAAGAAGUGGAAUGCGCCAAGGAGCUGUAGCCUCCAGAUCCGACUCAUCGACAUUCCCUACUUCACACACCUCUCGUCAUACUACGGCAUCCCACUCAUCCUCUUCACAUAAUAUAGGACCAGUAUCCGAUGUACCGCUAAACAUAUUCGCUUCUCCAAAUCAUCAGAAUUGGACCGAACCUGCUGCGCCCACACCUAUUAAUUCCGGCUAUGUGGGAGUCAACGGUUAUGAGGCAUCGGUUGGAUACAGUAAUGUUGAUGGCACAGUGCCAGCCCAAGUGACUUGUGGAGUGACACAAAUGAUGAGCCCGGAAGUUCAGGUUAUGGAACCACAGUCAGUGAAUCAAGGAAGUAUGGACACGGCUGAGAUUGGAGAUGUGAAUGAAUUCUUCGUAACAAACGUUUACCAACGUGAACCAUCGAAUAACAUGCAUACUACUCAAGUACAGUCACCAGCAAUUGCUAACUACCAGAAUAGUACAGUAUACAAAACAGAAUCCGUUGAUUUUGGCUAUGAAAAUGGACAGAUGUACCCACCAGUGCUAAGGCAGCAAGUCUAUCAGCCGCAGCGUGAGCCACCGAUUGUCAGAACAGCUGCCGGUGGUGAAUGUGACGGAAUGAUCAAAUUUGAAGAACCUAGUGAUUAUGAACAAAAUUCACAAAUUGGGUCGAAUGCGUAUGCUGAGUGUCAAUUCAACGCUGCGUCUGCAGAAAAUUUCGACAAUUUCGAAGUGAUGCAUGGGAUACCGAUGUCGCAACACGCGCGUGGAGGAGGCGUUAAGAAUAUCUACGCAACACCCGACAGUACGCAGACGUACCCACGUCCAGUACAGGAUCGUACAACUGCCAAAACAUCGCAAUAUUCAGCGAAGAAUAAUGGAAAUGGGGCAGCGCCGGAUUUCCACCCUGUCGACUACAUAAAAGAGGACAGUGACAGUGACGAAUCGAGUCUUGGUCAUUCAUGUUGCCGAGUAAUUGAAAGGGAAAAGGCAGUUGGUAGCUCGCAAUAUUGGAACCCAGAAAAACUAAUCGUCAAGCGUUGGCAGCGACGAGAACUUUCUGUCGUUCAAUAUUGA
Necator americanus (New World hookworm) is the source of this 1587-nucleotide messenger RNA. RefSeq lists its product as uncharacterized. Bases 1 to 1587 code for a protein of 528 amino acids. The transcript is spliced from 16 exons. The record is from RefSeq and is a predicted model, not a curated record. NCBI's taxonomy places the organism in Eukaryota, Metazoa, Nematoda, Chromadorea, Rhabditida, Ancylostomatidae.